Molecule: messenger RNA, 758 nt
Organism: Tigriopus californicus
Lineage: Eukaryota; Metazoa; Arthropoda; Copepoda; Harpacticoida; Harpacticidae
Product: WASH complex subunit 4-like
Exons: 4
Coding region: 1-684 (227 amino acids)
Biological process (GO): endosomal transport; endosome organization
Cellular component (GO): endosome; WASH complex
Source: RefSeq, a predicted model, not a curated record
AUGCUGACGGCUUCGCCAACCUUCUUGAUGGAGGGCGUUCUAAAAAUAUCUAGGCUGAAAAACCUUUUCGCUUUUCAGUUGUUGCGGGUCAAUUUUACGUAUCAGUUCCUCCGAAAGAAGUUCGUGAUCUUCUCCCAGUUUUUAUACGACGAACAUAUCAAAUCUCGGCUGAUCAAAGACCUUCGCUACUUGAAGGAGAACCAAGCUUAUCCCUUUGAGCGUGCCAGCAAAUUCAACAAAGGCAUCCGGAAACUUGGCCACAUGCCAGAUGGACUGACCACUUACCUCGACCAAUUUCGAAUGCUAAUUGCCCAGAUUGGCAAUGCCCUAGGCUAUGUGCGAAUGAUUCGCUCGGGCGGACUGCAUUUUGUUUCCAAUGCCAUACGAUUUGUACCAGAUCUCGAGGAUAUUCCCAACUUUGAGGAGCUAUCCAAAAAAGAGGAGAUGUCCUCCGAGUCAAUAGAGGCUGCGCGGAUCCUCGACGAAGUGGUGGCAAACUUGAAUCAAAAUUUCUUUGAUGGAACCCAAUACUUUCAACUUUUGGUGCAAGUCUUUGCCAAACAACUGAGUGAGAAGAAACACGUUCAUCUCAAAGCCUUCUACGCCAUUCUACCUCCUUUGACCUUGAACUAUUUGGAAUACAUCAUGGCUGCCAAGGACAAACUUAACAAAAUGAAUGUGUAAGCUGCCAUUUUUACCGAUGAUGGCUUCGCUAUGGGUGAGAGAAAAACUGGACAAACUGGUUAAUGGGUCGACGA